AUGGCAGCCCAGGUGAAGACGCUUUCCUUCUUAGCCUAUGUCAUUAAGAUAUAUCAGCAAAUGAGUCAGAGAUUGAUUUUCAACCUUGCUGAGUGUAUUCGUCAACGAAUGACGGAAUCAACCCCCUCUGAUGCAGCAAAGCAGCCCAUGAAUGCUGCAAGUGCUCGGCGCGUUUUACUUCAAAUAAUGUCCCUUUGUGUACUCAAAUGCCGAAUCGUUGCUGAACAUUAUAUCCCUGAGUUUGAGGCAAAGUGUUUAAGGGAGGACCUUGAAAGCUCUCCUGAAAAUAAAGCAUCAACAUAUGAGGGAGAAGCCGAGAAUGUCUCUGCGAGUUCGGGUGGUAAGCAAGACACAUCCUUGUACUCUGAGACGUCCACACAAGGCUAUCUGGGUAUCAACGACAUGAGGUCUUCAAUAAAGGCGUUGGUCUCGGGCAUGCGGGCUGUUAUCACGGCUUUGACUCAAUGCCCACAUCAGAGUGGGCCCGAGGAUGACACAUACCUCGUAGGUGGACCACAAGCUUCCUCUUCGCCAUCGCCCAAACAGCUUCUGCCUACUGAGGUGGCCGUUCUGUCUGACUACCUUACCUAUGGUCUUCGAAUGCUUGAUGUGCUGAGGAUUGUCUCGAAGGAUGGCCAUUUUUACCUUCGUGGUCCCAACUCUGGUGCAAAGUAUCCGGAGGAGCGUUUCCUUCUGGAAACUUUAGCGAUGACCUUUGUACCUAUCAGUUCUUCAUCGUUUCGGGAGAUAUUUUCAGCUAAGAUCGGCUACGUCGUUGACUGGUGUCGCAAAAGUCCUCUUUUCUAUGCGCACUUCGCCUUUCACCUCCUCUCCCAGUCAAGCCAGACGUCCAACUUCGGUCGUAUUCUGCUCUCCUACCUCGUUGAACGACUUGAAAAAAUUGGUGAGGGCACUGACGUAUCCUUUACCUACAUGCGUCUUCUGAAGUUCUGUUUUAACUCAGUCAACAUGACUGGCACUGAAAAUGAGCAUGUUAUGAAGUUGCAUCUUCGAAGGAUAGUGCAGGGGAGUAUGCAGCACUGUCUGGAAGCUCGAGAGCCAAUAGCAUAUCUGACGCUGCUGCGUGCUCUCUUUCGAUCCAUCGGUGGGGGCGCACACGAUAAGCUUUAUCGUGAGUUUUUUCCCCUCCUGCCCGAGAUGCUGACCACGCUAAACCGACUUUUGCGCUCUGCUCAUCGUACCCAUGCUCGCGACCUACUGGGCGAACUUUGCGUCAUUGUGCCGGUUCGCCUCUCCACCCUCUUACCCUACCUUUCGCUCCUUAUGGAACCGCUUACUUAUGUUCUAAAUUGCAAUACCGUCAAUCAGGGUCUCCGUACACUGGAGCUCUGCGUCGACAACAUGCAGCCCGAUUUUCUCUAUCAACAUCUCUACCAAGUUCGCGGUGACAUGCUGCUUGGCCUUUACACCUCUCUACAUUCCCAAAGUGAAUACGUUCAAAAGAUGGCUUUUAAAGUCCUCGGAAAAAUGGGUCGCUUUAACAGAGCCGAUAUAUCAGAUGUCCAGCGUCUCAACUUGAAUGUGAAUUGUGGAGAAAGUGGUCCACUUCUUCGAUUUUGGCUCCACGAAUUUCCCCAGUACCCCGUUGAUCUCCCUAUUCGCAGUUUAGUCGAUUUCGCUGUGGAAACUAUUCAGGAGCCUGCUGUCGAUUAUUUGUGCAGACUUCGUGCAUGGCAAUUCUUAAGAGGUGUCUGCAUAUCGUCUCUCAACGUACAUAUUUGUUCUAAGACCCCUACUGGGUACCUAUCCUAUGACUUUGUUGAUAAACUUCCACCCUAUCCUCUUAAACGACUUCGCAGCGUCAUUCAACAACUGGACUCGAGCCAACCAUUCUUCUAUAACGACAAACCUAAUAUUUAUCACCUUGUGAUGGUGCGGGUUGUCGGUGGAAUCUUCUUGUCCGCGUCAGUGGCACCUCAAAUACCAAACUGUGGGACUUUUCUAACUUUCCUCGUUCGCCAUUUGACACUCAUCAGUCUCCUUGAAGAAAGAAACAUUAACUCUCCAUUUGCAACCUCCGACGCUGCACUUACGCUCGAUUCGAGGGUUUUGGUUGAAGCCGUCUGCUUUGUGAUGGGUCAUGAGGACAAGGAGUUGGUGCGGAGUGGAUAUGUUCUCUUGGACGAGAUCAUUAACACCGCCACCACUGCGAUUGAAGUCGCCCUGGCUGAUGACCCCCUUCAGACUAGCGUAUGUGAUGUGCUUGCACGUCUUCCGCUGAUGCACUACUUUGCAAAGGCCAUCAAGGACAUGCUCUUCCAUCCUGCUUGGUUCGUCAAAUCGGGUGGAUGUUGCAUUUUACUGCAUCUUCGAGAUCGCUUGUCAGUAAAUUGGUUCAGAGAGCAUUUGGUUGUUUUCCUCCGCGGUCUACUACAUUGCCUUCACGAUCUGACCAACCAAAUGGGUCAAGGUGCUCUCGCCCUUGCCCAGCAGUGUUCUACCGCUUUGGUGCAGUUUGUUUUCUCCCAUGAGACAUCUUCUCCCCCAGCUGGAUCAACACCGCCACUGUCAACUACAAUCAAAGCAGAGUCACCCGUUCAGAGCCGAGAACACAGCAAACGAACAGUGGCUGCCCGUAGAAGGCCCGUGGCCGCGAGUAAGCGUGGUGGUGUCACGAAAAAAAGGUCGGCAACACCGAGAAAGGAUGCGGAUUCACCGGUGCACGAUUUAACAGAGGAUGUGGAAAUGUUUGAUGCUACUAAUCCAAUGGCUUCAUUAUCGUCUGAAGUUGCUUCACAAACGCCACUCAUGAAUGCUAUUCUUCAUGAACUUGUGCAGGCAAUGCUGAGUGAGACUAAGGUUGUUCGAGCUCAAGUACGCUCUCUUCUAUCGAAUAUUGCUGAAUGCCUAUCCAUACCCCUUGGUGGUUUACUGAAACCACAUAUCCACCUCAUAGGCUGUUGGUUGCCACCUAAGAAUAGGUUCCAUCGACUUUCUAAUCUGCCGACAUCCACACAAAUCGCCGUCCUGGAAGCAAACUACUUUCUCUGUCGAGAUGCACCUCUGGGUGCUGGAUUGCUGCAAUACUGCCCAAUGAAUCGUCGCUGCGACAAUCGUUUCCUUGUGGAUCUUCGCGCCAUCAUGGACUCGCCCCUGCCCGCCUCCCCGAUGUCUUCAAGCUACCCAACAGGUGGUAGAACUCCCCCAUCCCAGGUGCCCAUUUUUUCAUCGCUACAAUUGCAGAUGGCAAUUGAUCUGAAGGUUGUGGCCUCCCAGGUUCUUUCCACGAUGCAUUACCUGGAAUCGCAUAAGUCGGUUAUUCUCGCGGCACUAUUCAAAGGCAUGUGUUCGGAUUGUGCCUCUGUCUACAAACCCGUAUUUGAGUAUACUAAGGACUACGUGAAACGCACAACUAUCGAUACGGAGCUGCGUCACACCUACGUGAAACCCAUUCUGCCAAGCCUCCGUCAGACGUCCAACAUUCGUCUGGCAACCGUACGUCAGUUGGCAUACUGUGCUGAGCUCUUCCCUAGCACUUUCAGUGAACGCUUCUGUGAAACAAUUCAAGGGAUUCAGAACAGUCUGGCAAGCAUAAACAACGUGGAUACACUUUCCAAAUCCGUUGAGUUGAUAGCAGCGCUGGUCAAUUUGUUUCCUCUGAUCCCGUUGGCUGGCGAAAAGUACGUAAAACCCCUGUUGAAUCUGGUGAUUCAAGUGGAACAAUCACUUAAUGCAGAACAAACUAGUUCUCUGCGUCUGCCGCUACUCCGGUUUCUUGUGCGUUUUCCUGAGGAGACUUUCCGUCAAAUUUUUAACGGGUUCUCUCGCCCCCAUGACGGUCAUGCACAUCGAAUCCUCCUGUCUGAUAAGGCCUUUGAUCCAUUCCUUCCUUCGUUACAGCAUCUAAUGACACUACCUGAGAGCAAGCCGUUAGCAGACUAUUUGGUGGCCAACAUUUCGCUACUAACAGACCUUUUGCAACCGAAGGAGAAGGAACUAGAAACCAUGUAUGAACAUACUCCUCUUCGUUUGCCACGAACGGAUGGACCAUUGGCCCAGGCAUCAACCUCGUACCUGGCUCUGCGCCUUCUUCACGUCUUGCUUAAGCAGCGUCCCAAUUGGCUUAAAUUGACUCUCUCCUCCUCUAUUGGAGAAAGUCUACUGACCUCUGGGCACUCAUCAGUGACUCGAGUCCUCUUCAACUUAUGGGGCUCAGCUGAUUUCAAGAAGCGCCAUUCCUGUCUUACACUUGUUCAACUGCAACAAACCCAGCCCAAUGUGGACCUCGACCUUCUGUUAGAAGAUCCUGGAGAUGGUGGAAGAAAAAUUAUCGCCGCUAAUACCUCACUACCCUCCACCUGCUCCCCCACAGAACCCACAGAGGCUCAAUCUCUCUCCGGAGUCAAGGUCGCCGCUGGACUGACAGAUUUCUUCUACUCCGAUGAGCCCCUUUUGUUACUUGAUUUCAUGCUUGCCUAUGCAGAAGCUCGUCCGAGUGACUUUGAUCUUCUUUUUUAUAUCGUUGCGGGAAUGUCCCGCCACCGGUGUGUGGGCUACAAUCCUCUCCCACAAUACAUACAGCGUCUUAUUCGAGACUCCUCGGUGGCCUGGAGUCGUGCAAUAUGCCUUCACUUUAUCCAGCUAGUGAAAAAGCGCAUGGAGGUCAGAAUAGUAACCACCAUCAGUAGUUCUACUAAGGCGGGAAGCAAAAAGAAACAGUCGCUGACAGAUAGCCUGCUGGCUGAUUCAGAUGCGACAAUGUCUGUGGAGCAGUACCUUGGCACACCUGAGGCACAGUUCAAGUUGAUUUCACAGCUCAUUCUGCCCUGUUUACAGCAGGCCUUAGAAAGAAAUCCGGCGGAGCUGGUGGCAUUGGGCCAGCCACCUAGACCUAACGAACCUAAUGACAGCGAUCUAGUGCACCUCUUUGUGAACCUGCUUUUGAACGACGAGGCCAGUAAAACAUGUACGGGUCUGCGAAUCAUGUACUGUCAAAUCGCCUGCCACUUUGUCUUCUACGCUCCCGAAUAUGUCCAAGACAUUUCAACCAAAGUCCAGAGUUACCGCCUGCGCGCCAUCGCGGGUUUCGUGUGGCCCUGUGUCACCAGCAAUUUAAAUGUGGUUGAUCUACAAGAGAAGUAUACGGGUCUGCAGGUUCUGGCCUAUCUUAUCGCGCGCUUCUAUCCAAUAAUGGGUAAGGCGACGCCGCAAGUCUUUCUCUGUCUCGCCAAAGGUCCUCAAACUGAGGUGAAGAAGAUGGUCAAUCCCUCUCUUGAUCUUCUGCUACCUGCCUGGGUUACGGGGCCUGAGGAACAGAAAGCACUUGCCGCCGCAACGAAAAAAAUUAUGGCUGAAGAUCAAAGCACGCAAAUGAGCAUUCAUUUAUUGGGUUUGAUAUUGAGACAUGCUGACCUUUACUACUCCGUCCGGCACGCUCUUCUCGGCUCACUCAUCGUCGUUAUUUCUCGCUUGUCGGCGCAGCAGAUUCCGAUCGAUCAGCGACGGAUGAUUUUGGAUCUCAUCGAGGUGACGGUGCGAUGGGACAUGAGGUGCAAAUCUGAGCGUGCAGCUCUUGAACAACAAGAUCAACAACCACAACAACAAAAUCCGAAUACAUCUUCUCCUGCGGCCUCUGCAUCUGCUGUUGCUGUUGUUGACCCUGCAUCCCCAUCUUUGCCGGUGGACAAACUGGAACUUAUGCCCAUGGAAAAGAGUCACCGGGACCAAUUAGCCAAUCUCAUGAUUCGUUUCGCGUGCCAGGCAAUGGAAGCUACUCCAAAUGGUAUCUCUUCAGAAACCUCUGCAAGAAGAGCUUUGAGUCUAAUUGAAUAUACCAUGGCUUCAGAGGUCUGGGGUGGUGAGAAUUGUGACCUUCGGUUGAACUUUAUUGAUCGAUUUCUCUGUCUUGAGGAUCCCUCUACUUGCCAAUCAGGUGCUGCCCAACAGCAGUCGCAACAACAACAGCAAAAUAUGAAUUCUUUGCUUUCUUCUUGCAUUUUUAUGACUCUUGAGGUGCUACGCGUUCUCUAUAACACUCUGGUAAGCCUUCUGUCUGUUAACCUCCUGUGGGAUGAUAGCUCGACGCUGUUGACCAAUGUUAAACACUUCAGUAAAUCAUUGAUAAGCCUACUCUCGCGUUACCCAACGACAUACCGACUGAUGCGAGCAUGUGCAACCCUCAUCAAGGUGUUACUCAUUAAAUUCCCCGCUGAAUCCUCCAAUCGACAGAAAAUUACGAGUUUUCCGGAACUUUAUGAGCUCUACGAUAUCGUUCUCAAGUUCAUACAGGAGUCAUUCACCUUGUAUGCGGAGGGAUCGAGUAGAGCAGCCGUUUUGCCACGGCUUCAGUCGGCAUUUUGCCUACUUACGACGACUCAACAGGCUUCAGUAAAUUCCUACGCCUUUGUGGAUCGGUGUCUCACGCAACUAAUGAAAAUGUUUCAUCGAAUGGUUCACGAUGUAAUAAAUUCCCCUGUCAAUAAUUCACCUCAAGACUCUGCAACUCUGAGUCGUAAGUCUGUUAUUGAAAUAACGGAACUCUUAAUCCAAACUCUGGAUAUAUUUAAAUCACGCUUGAAUGUGAUGAACACGGAAACGCGAAAGAAUGCUUUCGGACCAGACUUCCUCUACAUCCUGGAACGCGCAAGGGACGCCAAGCUCUUCCGCGCGGUGGUGCGCAUACUCCGUGACUGGGUGAACGUACCCAAGGCCGAGGAACACUUCGCGCCAACCCCCCGCGAGAAGGUCGCCUUCUUCGUGCGCCUCUGGGCUGCCUACCCGCGCUGGUCGGAGCACUCAGAGGUGGCUCGUGACAUCCUUGACUGCAUUUAUCAGGUUUUCUCAAACGUCUCUCCAAAGACUCAUGAGAUAUUCAUGAAAAUGGAGCAGGCCUUCUGCUGUGGUCUCCUCAGUCCCCUUCCAGACAUCCGUGAAAAGUAUGUCAAUCUUUUCUUGCUCGGCUCUGACCUCACUUCUGUCCCCACUUUCCUUGAUAAUGAAAACGAGAUGUCUCCCAACAUUGCUGCGGCAACGCCAGCCAAAAGCAGCCUUUUGAUCCGUCUUCUCUUCCUCUUCAUGUCAAAUUCAUGGGAUGAGCUCCACUACAAGGAUGGAUUUUGGCUGCCUGUCUUCUUUGAUGUCCUUCUUUGCGAUACCGACUUCAGUCGCUCAUCAGUGAUUGUACAGUCAGAAGCUCGAUUUCCCUCCCUACUGGAGAAAAGUGAAAUCGAAUCAAAUCUUACACCACAGGCACCUGUCAAUAAAGAUUUGCUAGACACCACUGACGUUAAGAUUUUUGAAGUGAAGAUGGAAGAUGAACCGACGAGGUCAACUGUGCGUGGCUCAAUUUCCGUUUUUGAGUGCUUGAUGAACCAACAGGCAACUGUUUUUAACGACAUCAAAACAAUUUCUUUUCGGGAAACUUUGCGUGGUUUUCUCAAUCUGGUGCAUCACCGCCCCGCUAUUGCGAGCGAGUUGUUCGGCGAGCUGUGGCACUGUCUUUGGCAUCGUUUCCUUCUUCGUGAAUCUGGGCUCCAUUUUAUCAGUCCUUUGAGCUCCUGCCACCCCGAGGUGUCACAGCUGUCGGACAGUCUUGUGGAUGCGUCGCUCGUUCCGCCUGCUUCUACUGCUGGUGCCGGUGUCGAUUCAGUGUCCCCUAGCGAACUACGCCUCUUUCUCCUCCCCCAUAUAACACGAUUCCUCUCAUCUGAUGAUCAUGUUAACACGGCUGACAUGAUACCAAGUUCGAUAGGCAACAUCUUAACAAGUUUUGCCACUACGGCGGACUCUCUCCUCAUUGGAUUGCCCCUUCCUCUUCUGUCAUACGUGGGCUGCACGCACAAUCAGUGGUACAACGUGGCCCUCUUCUUUGAAUCGUUGUGUGCACGGGCACAACGAACCAGGAUUUGCAAUGGCUAUAACUCCCUAGUGGACAAUGAUUUCACUUACACACUGACAUCCGAAGGGAAUGGAAGUAGUGGGGUUUCAGAAAAACUGGAGGAUAUCCCUCUGGGUGCAGGAUCACUUUCUCUCCUCGCUCUCUACGACCUGAUGGCGGAGGACGAUUACCUCGUUUCCGCCUGGUGGCAUCGUCUCAACUCUCCCUGUGGCGGCUCCCAGCGUCUAAAGGGCCUCAUUCGUGGUCAAACUUUUCGGUUUCCGCUGGAGCGCUCCUCCGAUCUCCUGGCUGCGGUGACGGCUUUUUCCCAGGGGCAUUUGUUGCGGGGUUUGGAGAUAACGAUGAAUAUAUUGGGCAAUCGAUCCCCUGGUGGUGAUUCCUCAUCCCUUCCGACCAUCAAUUCGUCCAGUCUGCUGCAAAUCAGCGAGCAAAUAAAUAAAAGUCGCCUAUAUGAAUAUGGUCUCAGAGCCCUAAAACAAAUGGGCCAAUGGGAGAACCUGGACUCAUUGGCAUCUCUAAUGGCUCCAUCGAGCACCAAUUCGGGUGGGUCUACGGGCGGAGGUGAAAUACUUGGCGGCUCCUCGAUGUUAGGCAGCGUUCGUGUUGAAUUCGCCUGGCGCCAUCGUGAUUGGUCAGAGGUUUUUUCUGCACUUUCGGGGUUGGCAAAUGAGGUGCCGUCGCACGAGCAGUGGCGAUUAGCCUUAAUCAGCGCCUCAGGCUGCGUCACGGGUCGACGUGCAGUCAACGUUCCGGGCGAGCUUGACUCCUACACCGUCAGUGGUAGCGGUGGCGUCGGCAGCAGUGGCAGUAGCGGAGGUGCUAACGGAGCCACUGUUACUCAAGCUACCUCAGCCAAUAGUGCAUCGAACACCUCGAGUGCCAAUACUAGCAUCGAUACUGCGGGUCUCUUUUCCACAAGCCUUUUGCAGGUCAUUGAUUCCGAGAAUCUGCAUGUGAUGAAUAGCAUCUUGCGUGAGUGGCGACGGCUCCCGCUCAUCGUCACAAAUCAGCACGUCAGGCUCUUACAGGCCUGUCAGCAGGCAUCGGAGAUUUAUGAUGGCAACCUCCUUCUCCUCCAACACACUGUGCCGCCUCUGGCUGCGGGUACAAAUUCUGCACCUACACCAGGUGUAUCCCCUAGUAGACUAAAUAUCUCGCAGUCCUUGUACGAUUAUAAAACCGUCUUCCGGUCAUGGCAAGCCCGUCUACCCCUUGUCAGUGAUGAUCUGUCCUUUUGGAGCGAUCUUCUCACUUGGCGCCAGAUUGUUCUUGAGAGGAUUAUCAAUACUGGCACCUGCUCGCAUAAGUUCACUCAAGAACGGAACAAUCUUCUUGCCGCUUGCCAUCGUGAGCGAGCACUGACACUGGUUCAAAUGGCCAAGGGUUACCGAAAAUUUGGACUCCCUGGUAUUGCUCAGCAAAGUCUUGAUUCCUACACUCACAGCAAAAUGCCUCCAUUGUUCGAGAAGACCAAACAGGAAAUCAAGCUGAAAAUUGCAGAUCUUCGUAAGGAAGAACUACUUGAGGGUCUAGAGCUGAUGGAAAAAACCAACAUUCAACAAUAUGAGAAAAGGGAAAAGGCUAGGUUCUUCUGCUACAAGGCGGUGUUCUUCUCACAUUUUAACAAAGGAGAUGAGGCUACAAAGAAUUUUGGCUACGCCACACAGAUGCAGGACAAUUUACACAAAGUCUGGUCAGUGUUUGGCGAUUUUCUGGAAAACGUCUAUUCCGGUAAUCGAACGGCAAAACGUGAGACAAGCGUAUCGACAACCGGAAUUUUUGCCAUGCAGGCGUUGAUGGAAGCAGCCACAGUGGCCGGAACCGCCCAACACCAAUCUCAUGCCGAUCUGGCCAGGUGCCUUUGGCUCCUUACCCUUGAUGACGCUGGGGACUCCUUUAAUAGCUUAAUUGGAGCCAAUGUCACUGCUACUACUUCAAAUACAUCUCCUUCACCCACUACUUCGGCCUCUAGCACUACCGUCACGGUCUCCGGCUCCCAAUCCCAGCGCCUCGCUCGCACCUUUGAGGAACGCGCUUCCCGUGUCCAUCCUGACGCCUUUCUGCCCUGGUUACCCAGCCUCUCUGUCUGUCUCCUUCGUCCUGAAGGUCGUUAUGUCGCCAGUGCAUUGCGUGGUAUCGCUCUGGCCUAUCCAACCGCUCUAGCCUCCGUUCUGCGUGGUCUUCAGCACCAACUUACCAUCGAGAUGGACCGCGAUCGUCGCAUCGCCGCUGCACUAACCGAUCUCAGUCCUGACCAACGGCGUCGAUUAGAUGAGGCCUACUCUCACUGUGUCGACCUCGCACGAGAGGAUGCUCGAAGGCGGGCUGUUUCGUCGGCUACAGCGGGCUCAACGGAGCAUUCACAACAACAACAGCAGCAUCAGGGCUCAGUGAGCAUGGGGGGGAGUGCAAAGCGAACGAAGAAACGCGUGGUCGUAGUGAUGCGUGGUGCUGAGGGUGAAAGGCUAAGCGAAGCAACGAGUUCGCAGUCCUCCACUGAGGGUGUGAGGGAGAGUGGAUCUGGAGAGGUUCAAGAUAUGGAUGUGGAUGAAGAUGAUCAGGACUCGGCGGUCCCUGCUGUGCCUGAGGAUUCACCCGGAACCGAGUUUGAGGACGCGGGUGGUGUGCGAACAGGCUACCUAUCACCCUCAGUGGGUGAGGGGUUACAUCGAGUCAACUUACUAUUUACCCAGUUGCGUCAGCGGCAUCCUGCUCGAUUGUACGUGUCUGAUCAGUUUGUGGAGUGUACUGCGGGUCGUCUAUUGCCAAGCUGGUCGGAAAAUCUCCUCCACCAUUUGCGCAAAGUUCUGGACCAGUUGCACCAAAUCGCUUGGGCACAAGUGUCUCGUGCUGUUCGUCGUCCAUCGGCUUCACUCGGUCCAUUUCAGGCAUCUGUUCAUGGGCUCUCAUCAUCCCCAUUGCCACCUUGGAUGACAAAGGAAUUACUUGAUAUUGUAGCCUGUUGUGGAUUACCACCACCCAUUACUGCCACCAUGGAUGACCUUCUAGCAGAAGAUGCGGAAAAUCGUUCAGGUUCCACUCUUGUAUUUGCAGAUAACAUCCAGCUAGCUUACACACUUUUGGCGAAUGAAGCUGAAGCUGACCCUUGGUUUAAGCCCACCAAAGAAGCACUAAUGCUGGCUAUGAGUAACAUUGGGUCAAAGACAUUAUUGGAGACAAUUGGUCUUCUUUCAAAAGAAUUGAUUCCUCUCGUUGAGCGUCGAGUUUGUAACCUUCCACACACCUCUUAUCUCUCUGACCGUGGCGCAGGUUAUCUAAUUGAGCUCAUUUCUUCACUUAAUGUCCAAUCAAUUCUGAGUCCCUUUCCUCGGUGCGUCCAGAACUCUGCAACCGUGGCCGCGGCCGUUGUGACGACCUGUUCCACAGCCACCCUCCUAGAACUUCCUGGCGAGGCAGUUCGCUUGAAGUUCAUCCCCGCUUUGCAACAGCAAACCCCCUACCAGGGAGCUUCGAGCAACCCCAAUCCUAUCGUCGCCGCCACUAUUGCCAAUAACGUGGCUGCCGAAGGUCAUCAGCCCUGUCUGCUCUACCUGGCCGACAUUCUGCCCACGGUGGUGCGUGUGCCUUCGGGAGGGGGCAGGCGGCUGGCACUGAGAGCAAACAAUGGUCGUGUCUUCCACUACGAUGUGCCUUGUCUACCCAGGGAGGCGCCGGCAGGCCGGGGCGUCUCCGUGUUUGCCGCUGAUGCCACCGAGGCAAGCAGUCUAGCACCCACUCUAUCGGCCUACGAAGGGUGGCGGGAGACGUGGUGUCCACCGCACCUCUUCCAGGUUCUCAAUGCUAUCGCUUCGAGGUUUCCGGAGACGGCAAAACGGCGGAUCACUCUUGUCACGCCUCGGACUUUGGACUUGGGUCCUCAUGGGAUGCGGCUGACGCAAGCAGGUACCUCCAUCCCUGCUACCUGUGUUGUGACAGCCAAUGCCGUUGCUUUUGGAAACCCUACAAUGACCGGUUUUGGUUCCCUCUUGGCCCAACAGCUCCACACACCCAGCAGCGGGACUGUGUCACAGCCCACCUCCACCACCUCUCUCAUUGCAGCCGUGCCCUUGGCGGCCGCCAGUUCUCUCCUGCCAUCCACAAAAACCGAUGCUACCCGCUUUCCACGUUCCGACGCCUUUACACACUUGCAUGGACCAGAAAAGCAACAGCCCCUACACCAAGUCUUCACGACUCUUAAUGCGAAUUCCUCUGGCUACGCUGGAAGUCACGGGGCCGCCCUAGAAGUGGCAGGACACCCCACCAGUCUGGAUUCUGGUUGCUACGCCGCCUGUAUGACGUUGGCGAACAUUGUUGAUUCUGCAGUGCACGAUACCCCAUUGAGCACGCGUUCGCUUACCUCGAAAGCACUUGUUACCACCUUCUUUGAUCGCCUUGGUACUCUUGCCACUGCUGACUUGAAAUCCACCAAUUUGAAAGCCACGUUGUUGAAGAUUUUUGAAGAACUGCUGCAGCUCGUGCCCCGGGGAGCCUCCUUGAAAUCACCGGCACACCUCGGCCUUGGUGUCCUCAGUGACGAGUACUACGCCUCUAAUAGCGUAGUGAGGAUGUGGGCUUUUCGCCGGAUGGCAGACGCAGAGAGCUACUGGCUCUUUAGGCACGGAGUAGCCAUGUCCUCCGGUGCCAUGGCUCUCAUGGAAACCCUCUUCCCCAUGACUCCGCUGAGUGCGACUGGGCUGGUUCUAGAUCCUCGUGUGGGACGCACAGAGACCCGGGGUCUUCGGUUUGAUCUUCCUCCCACGCCCAACGCUAUAAACAUUCCUUUGCAGCAGCAGAAGGAGCUCCGUCCAGUGGAUCUGGUGGCGAAAUCGUCUACCGCUCUGGCAAACAUUUUCAGCUCGAAUUUCGCUCCCCUCAGGCCGCAUGUGCCUCUAUCAUCUGGGCGGGCGGCAGUUGUUCAACCGAUUUCUUUUCCACUUCGUCCAGCAACCCUGCGUCUAACACCCCAGCUGGCCGGUCUGAUCUGCCUGCCAGGUGUUCCGGCUGCUAUUGGUCCAUUUGCCGCGGCCAUGGCGACGUUGAACCAGGCCGUGAGUCAGAAACGCGCAGUUGUGGUGGCGUGUCUGAGAGCCCUCCUGCGAGAUGAUUUUAUCCUCUGGCACCGGGGUAGGCAGGCAGCGGUGCAUGCAAGCCUUCUGGCCGAUCUGAUGGCCAUUGAAAAUGAUGAAACCCUGAUGGCUACUGCAGGGUCACCGAUCAAUGUGCCUGAUCUGUCAAACGAUGCACUCAUACAUAUGAUAACCCUGUCGGUGGACGGAUUCAAUCAUCGGAAUAGAGUUCUUUCUUCAAGCGACAUGGCGUUGGGUGAUGUUAUAAAUGGUUCGUGUUCUCCCGAAAAUCUGGCUUGUAUGGACCCUUCAUGGCUUCCGUGGUAUUAA
Echinococcus granulosus is the source of this 13254-nucleotide messenger RNA. RefSeq names its product Transformation/transcription domain-associated protein. Gene Ontology annotation, cellular component: nucleus; SAGA complex; NuA4 histone acetyltransferase complex. Lineage: Eukaryota; Metazoa; Platyhelminthes; Cestoda; Cyclophyllidea; Taeniidae. The record is from RefSeq and is a predicted model, not a curated record. The transcript is spliced from 49 exons. Gene Ontology annotation, molecular function: protein binding; transcription coregulator activity. Gene Ontology annotation, biological process: regulation of DNA-templated transcription; DNA repair. Bases 1 to 13254 code for a protein of 4417 amino acids.